Molecule: messenger RNA, 937 nt
Organism: Amoebophrya sp. A25
Lineage: Eukaryota; Dinophyceae; Syndiniales; Amoebophryaceae
Source: the annotation of a GenBank genome assembly
AGCUAUGUACAGGAAUGCUUUUUUCAGGAUUGGGAGAGUCGGUCCACCAUGUAAAUGAGGUUCGCAAAUGGGCACGUUCAGUUUCAAAUCAUUUAAGUUAAAGAAGAAAGCAUGGCUCAACGAGGACAGCCACGGUCUCGCGUCGGAGACGCACGCAAGCAAAGGAAGGAUCGCAAAAACGAUGCAGUUCUUGUGCUAAGUAGUGACAGUAGUCGCGGCCCGUCAGUGUCUGCUUCCGGCUUCGCAUCACCAGAAGAUUCUUUGGCCGGUCAAACUCCUAGACUUAUUGGCAACGAAGGAGAUGCACCACACGCACACGCUAGCAACGAGCAUGUUGAUGCCAUCGAGGUUUUUGUCGAGAAAAUUCGCGGUUUUCAGCCUGGUGAGGUGCAGGGCGCGGAAAUCCGUCUUGUUGCCCCUGAGCAGCUUUUCGGAGCGGUUCCUGCAGUGGCGCACCAGGAGGCCUCGUCGCCCUCCUCGAGUGUUGUUCCACCAGAAGGAAUCGUUUCCUCCGUGUUGCGGCCUCAUAUGUGGUGCACUGCGGCUUUCCCAGUAGACAUGAGCAUCACGGAAAUUGCACAACAGUACGUGCAACUAGCUGUCCGAGCAAAAGGAAAAGAGGAAUUUCAGCUAUUAAGACUGAACAGAGCCUGCCUCCAUGUGAAUCCGUGCAAAUACUGAAGGGGUACGUAACCUGUACCGGAGUCUCGGGUUGUACUGACGAGGCAAGUACUGGCUCGAGUAUUUUCACGGGAUUUCUUCACAGGACAGGCUUUUAUGGCCAGGUCUAAAGCUAGUGCUCCCAGUGAAGGUGCUGCUUUCGCAAGAGGUUCCAAUCUCACUGGACAUGAAUGCUCCUCCGAUCUUCAAAAACAUGACGCUGUGGCGAUUGAACGAGGAGGAGGAAAGGCGUAUGAUUGGGAGAUUCUUUGUCUAG